UACCCUGUAAUUACACCCCGGGCCCACUUCCGUUCCUCUAGUCAACACAAGGAAGUUCCACCGAGCGACAUCAACCGAACCCCCGUCUUCCCCCGUUUCCUCACCGUAUAGUCGUCAGAAAACGGUGCGUUUUCCCCUCAUAGGAAGGUGACCGCUUACCUGUCGGGAUGGCGAUGUCAACAUUUCAGAAGGUGACCCUCGCGACGUGUCUCGUGCUGUGCGUCGCGCUGCUGCUUCCCAAACUGCUGCUGUCCCGGGGGAGGAAGGAUGCUGCCGAGCGGCCGGAGGGUUCAGGUCGUUUCCCGCCGAUGAUGCACCGUCAGAUGGCUCCGGAGGGCCGCGGCCAGAGGGCGGCGAGCGCCGGCUUCUCCAGAGCCCACAACCCUGAGGCCAUAGCCAAGGCGAAGGGAGUGGGAACGGGGGCGGGAACCGGAGGCAAAUCCAACCUGGCAGGGCAGAUCAUCCCUGUGUACGGCUUCGGGAUCCUACUCUACAUCCUCUACAUACUGUUCAAGAUCACAUCUAAGGGGAACAGCAAGCCAUCAGAGGGCAGGUUUCCUUCAGUCCGGUCAGAGAACAUGAAGAGAAAGAUAACCGACUUUGAACUGGCUCAGCUGCAGGAGAAACUGAGGGAAACCGAGCUGGUGAUGGAGAAUAUCGUUUCCAAUGCCCACCACAGCCCUGACAGGGUGAAGGGAGUGAUGGCAGAUCAGGAGGAGAGCCUCCUGCAGCAGCUGACGGAGAUAACCCGGGUGAUGCAGGAGGGCCAGCUGGUGGAGGGCAUGACUCCAGAGAAGAAAGCCCAGGACGACUGGGAAGAUUAUCCUGAGGAGCCUCAUCAGUACUGGAAACAUUCCCACUGCUGCUGUCAGCACAGUCAGCAGCACUACAGUCCACAGAUGGAGACAGAGGCUGAGAGGACUGAAGGUGACGGAGCCGACCUGGUGGAAAACGUUCCUGCUGAGGACGUCAUGGGCGGAGGAGAGGCCGAGGAGGCAGAGGUGCAGAGUGCAGACCCCCUGAGAGAACCUAAUGCCACAGCAGUAAGUGAAGAAGGCGUGGGCCCGGAGAGUGAUGUAGGUGUGAACGAGAGGGUGGACUUGCGUGAACACAAGCAGGGACGGGGCAAAAUUGACCUGGGCGUCCCGGAGGAGGACCUGGCCGGAGUUCUGAAGGAGCUGGAGCUCACGCUGAAGAUGACGUCCGUGAUGGAGCAGGAGAAGAUGGAGGACCUCACUCGGCCUGUGGAGACAGAACCUUCUCACACCCAGGUCAGACGGAGGAACAAGAGGAGGAGGGCGAAGAAAGCCGCACACUGACUCUCACAUGAUGCAUACAAACUUUAGCCUGGGCCUGGGGUUUGUGAAGACAUCUGUUCCUGUCAGAUGGGCAGUAGCAUGAAAGUUGGUGAUAGCAUGAAAAUGUGUUGCUAGCCUGGUUUGUCUUUGCUUGAAGUGAUUAAGUGAGAUAAUAUGUGUAUCUGGCACAGUUUUUAUCACUAAUAUCAGCUUUAUCCAUAGGCUAUUAAAGGAAUAAGUAUAGUUUAUGGUCUUAAAACUUCCAAAUAUACUCAGCAGGGGCCCAGUUUUUAAAUUAUCUCCAGUCUGCACAAAGUAAAAAUUCAGUUUUUCAUUUAAUUUAAAUACACAAGAGGUGAUUUAAUGGAAGAUUUAAUGUAAAAAAAUGUGAUAACAAUAGUUGACAACCAGUAUCUUGACAUACUGUUGGUUGUCAACAAAGUGAACAGUGUUUAUUUCUGUCAGGGAAGUGUUAAGUUUGUUAUAAUACUUAAUCUCCUAAAGCUUUUUUUCUCAGCAAGCAUCAGUUUUUUCCCUGUAAAAAAAAACAUAGUGUUAUUCACAUUGACUGCUUUCAUUUAAGGCAGUUAAACAAUUUAUAAAUGAAUAGAAAACAAGACUGAAUCAGGCCACUGCCAGAGUUAUUUUAAACUUCACAUCCGAGGUGUAAUUUUUACCAACAAGGGGUCUGGAUUUGAUUGAACACCUUCAGUGUGAAUAGACACAAGAAACACACUGAGGAAAAGAACAAUGCAUAUGGGACAUGAAUAGUGUGUCCUCUGUCUCUGUGUUUGUGAUGGAGAAAUCACUUCCUGUACCAAUAAGAUUUCAAGCUUUUAACAAACCUUCUGUCUUCAACUCUAAAUGAUUUUAAUAUUUUUACUUUUAUAGAAUUUAUUUAUUUAUUCACUGUUAAUAAAAGCGCCUGAGAAUGCAUAUCUAUGAUUAAAAUAAUGUGAAUUAAGUUUUCUGGGUCCUCUAG
Lates calcarifer (barramundi perch) is the source of this 2280-nucleotide messenger RNA. It is a transcript of the gene ric3b, whose product is annotated as RIC3 acetylcholine receptor chaperone b. Gene Ontology annotation, biological process: protein localization to cell surface; synaptic transmission, cholinergic. The record is from RefSeq and is a predicted model, not a curated record. Gene Ontology annotation, cellular component: intracellular membrane-bounded organelle; neuron projection; neuronal cell body. Lineage: Eukaryota; Metazoa; Chordata; Actinopteri; Centropomidae. The transcript is spliced from 6 exons. Bases 168 to 1319 code for a protein of 383 amino acids.